GUGACGCAUAUAACUAUGGCCUAACGAACGUGCCGCGCGCCGGAAGUGGGUGCCGAGAAAGAACUUGCGGCAGGGACUACCGGGAGACCUGCAAGAUGGGGAAACAGAAGAAAACAAAGAAAUAUGCUACCAUGAAACGCAUGAUCAGCCUUCGUGACCAACGACUCAAAGAGGCAGAUCGAGCAAAAGCCAAAGACAAGAAGAAGGAAGAUCCCAGUGCAAUCAAAGAGAGAGAGGUUCCUAAAUAUCCUUCCUGCUUGUUCUUCCAAUAUAACACGCAGCUGGGGCCUCCCUAUUACAUCUUGGUUGAUACCAACUUCAUUAAUUUUUCCAUUAAAGCCAAACUAGAUCUGGUUCAGUCAAUGAUGGAUUGCCUCUAUGCCAAGUGUAUUCCCUGUAUCACAGAUUGUGUCAUGGCUGAAAUUGAGAAACUGGGACAGAAGUAUCGUGUGGCCCUAAGGAUUGCAAAAGACCCACGAUUUGAGCGCUUGCCAUGCGCUCACAAAGGAACCUACGCAGAUGACUGUUUGGUGCAGAGAGUCACUCAGCACAAGUGUUACAUAGUGGCUACUGUAGACAGAGAUUUGAAAAGGAGAAUACGGAAGAUCCCAGGAGUUCCGAUAAUGUAUAUCUCCAACCACAGAUAUAACAUUGAGCGGAUGCCUGAUGACUAUGGAGCUCCCCGAUUUUAACCACCUGUUGGAAAGAAUACAAGACUGCUAUGUCAAUUUGUCAAAUUCCAGAACACUGAGCCUGUUAUAAGGUUCCUCUGUUUUUAAUUUACUUCCUGUGGAGCUUGGAGCUGAACUGGUUUUUUAGGCUGGUCUCUUCUAGAAAAAACGUACCAUCUGUUCCUUUGCUCUGUGUUACAGAAUAAAUAUUCCUUAUUGUUUAGAA
This is a messenger RNA of Elgaria multicarinata webbii, 897 nucleotides long. It is a transcript of the gene FCF1, whose product is annotated as FCF1 rRNA-processing protein. Gene Ontology annotation, cellular component: nucleolus; small-subunit processome. The coding region runs from base 96 to 692 and encodes 198 amino acids. The transcript has 8 exons. The record is from RefSeq and is a predicted model, not a curated record. Lineage: Eukaryota; Metazoa; Chordata; Lepidosauria; Squamata; Anguidae.